AAGUAAGCCAAAUUUCUCUAUUACAAGCUGAGACAGAGAGGGUUUGUUUAAUCUCAAUAACAAAGCAGGUUAGAAUAUAAGAGGGCAGAAGAGCUUUGUUGAAUAAAUUCUUUUUUCUCUGCCAUAUUUCUAACUCUGAAUAGUUAUUGAGAUUGAAGAUUUUCAGGCUUCUGUGUAUAUAAUAAUAAUUACAAAAAAAGUACAUAAAAAAUAUAACAAUAAUGGCAUUCACAGGAACAUUGGAUAAAUGCUCAGCUUGUGAUAAAACUGUUUAUUUUGUUGAUUUGUUGUCUGCGGAUGGUGUUACUUAUCAUAAAUCCUGCUUCAAAUGCAGCCACUGCAAAGGCACUCUUGUGAUGAGCAACUACUCUUCCAUGGAUGGAAUCCUCUAUUGCAAGACUCAUUUCGAACAGCUUUUUAAGGAAUCUGGAAAUUUUAGCAAGAAUUUUCAGAAUCCAGCUAAGUCUGAGAGGCAAAAUUCACUGACAAGGGCUCCAAGCAAACUCUCUGCUAUGUUCUCUGGAACCCAAGAUAAAUGUGCUGCUUGCGACAAAACUGUUUACCCACUUGAAAAGGUGACAAUGGAAGGGGAAUCAUUCCACAAGUCAUGCUUCAAGUGUGCACAUGGAGGGUGUCCACUUACCCACGCAACAUAUGCAUCCCUUGAUGGAAACCUCUAUUGCAAGCACCAUUUUGCUCAGCUCUUCAUGGAGAAAGGCAACUAUCAACAUGUCCUCAAAGCUGCUAAUAAUAAGAAGAAUAGUGCUGCAGUGACACCUGUAAAUGAUGACACUGAAGAUAGUGCUGUUGAAAAUGCAGCAGAAGAAGAGAAUAAUAAGGAGCCUGAAAAUGCAGAGGAACCACAAUAACAAUCAUAAUAUAAAAAGUGCCCUCUCUCCCCUAAUUAUACAUUUAAUUAAAUUUUAUCCCUUGGGUCAAUUGAUCCUUCUAUCUAUUUUGAUCCCUAAAAUGUUAAUAAGUUUUCCCAUAUGUUUAUACACAUCCAAGGCAACCCUCAUAUGUAAUUAAAUUUUAUUGUCUGGAUUUAAUAUUCCUUUGUUAAUAUAUACUAUACACAUUUUGUGCCAUGUUGUUUCAAAG
This is a messenger RNA of Lycium barbarum (goji berry), 1101 nucleotides long. Its product is annotated as LIM domain-containing protein PLIM2b-like. Gene Ontology annotation, cellular component: actin cytoskeleton; plasma membrane. Lineage: Eukaryota; Viridiplantae; Streptophyta; Magnoliopsida; Solanales; Solanaceae. The record is from RefSeq and is a predicted model, not a curated record. The transcript has 5 exons. Gene Ontology annotation, biological process: actin filament bundle assembly. Bases 222 to 869 code for a protein of 215 amino acids. Gene Ontology annotation, molecular function: actin filament binding.